Messenger RNA from Xyrauchen texanus (razorback sucker), 2449 nucleotides. RefSeq names its product palmitoyltransferase ZDHHC23-B-like. Gene Ontology annotation, cellular component: endoplasmic reticulum; Golgi apparatus. Gene Ontology annotation, molecular function: protein-cysteine S-palmitoyltransferase activity. NCBI's taxonomy places the organism in Eukaryota, Metazoa, Chordata, Actinopteri, Cypriniformes, Catostomidae. The coding region runs from base 358 to 1773 and encodes 471 amino acids. The transcript is spliced from 5 exons. Gene Ontology annotation, biological process: protein targeting to membrane; peptidyl-L-cysteine S-palmitoylation. The record is from RefSeq and is a predicted model, not a curated record.
GCCGAUGUAAACGAAGCGACUUCCUGUCUGAUGCCCUUCUACGGAAACUUUAGGACUGUUUUGCAUCAUUAUUUAUUUAAAACUUACAGCAUUUCGUCUCUAUGGAGUAAAAGAUUAAGUAACCUAUAACCAUGGUGCAACGGACAAGAAGACUUGAAUGUUCCGGCACUGAAUAUUAUACCUGACAGCUGACGACGGUCGCGCGCUAGCUGUUUGCAAUACUUAUUUCCGUAAGGAGGAAGUUUUCAUUUACAUUACAGACGGGUAGGUUGCUUGGUGCUUUGUGUUUGAAGUGCAAAACAUCGCAUGCGACCCCACGUGUUUGACUUCGCCUUAUUUGUUUGAUUAAUUCUGAUCAUGUUUUUUUUUAUUUACCCCAUCCAAAGGGUCAAUAUAUCGUUUGUUUAUCACUCCAUUGCUUUACCUCCGAUUAACUCUCCAGACUGCAGCCUACAGGAAUGUGAUAUCUGCCUUCACCUCCAUCUAUUGGUGUCCAUCAUGAAGAAGAGGUCCAAACGAACACUAGAUCAGGAUGACCCUCUGUGCUGCUGCGAGUAUGUGGAUCGUCAUGGUGGCCGCAGCCACAUGGCAGCAUGCUGUUGUGAGUGUGAAGACCUGGAUGAGGCCUGUGACAGGUGGAUGAAGAGAGAGCUUCAAAAGCCAGACUCUCUAUCUCGGGUUAUGGACACAAUUAACGAUCGUCUACGGGUGCCCUGGAUCUCAGGGGCAAGACAAGUUGACAUCUCGUUAAUCCCUCCCCUUAUACUGCUUCCUAUUUUUUUGCAUAUUGCAGCUUUGCACUACCUGCUUGGUAUUGUAGUUCUAACAGCAUUUCCUGUUUUGGUUCUUUGGUACUACUACUUCACCCACCAAAAAAAAGGGCGCACACAAUUUUUCCUUAGCCUAGCCCUCUUCUCCCUCUUCUACAUUUUCUACCUCUUCCUUACUGAAGUCGUCCCACGAGGUGAUGUCAAUCGUCUUCAGUUGGGUGCUGUGACGAUGGGUGUUACUCUCACAGUCAUUUCCCUCAUAAACACAAAGAGGGGGCCGGGCUAUGUCAGGCCACUCCCUAUUGACACUCAUUGCACAGUGACAUAUCACAGCCCACCUCUUGAUAUUGAUGCCACAUAUCUAAAUGGAGCUCGGCACCAGGUGGUGAUAGCCAAUCAUACAAGUCCUCCUGAACAGACUGGUGACUCUGGGAUAGGACCGGAGAGAGUGGAACAGAGGAGGAACUGGUGUGCAGUUUGCAAGUUGGUGUGCCCCCCGAGAGCUGGACACUGCAGGAUCUGUGGAGUCUGCAUCCUGCGUCUGGACCACCACUGUGUCUGGAUCAACAGCUGUGUGGGACAGGCCAAUCAUCGCAGUUUCCUUCUGAUGCUUGUUUUCUUUCUGUUGACGUCACUGUUCGGGAUCAGUUUGGUUCUUCGAAGUGUGUGUCCACAUCAGAGUUUGAUGAUUGCCUUGUUCUACUGUCCUGAUGUCUACAACAUGUACAGUUCUGCUCUGUGUUUCACCUGUGCCUGGUACAGCAGUAUUGUGACAGGAGCUUUGCUGCACUUGCUGGUAUUACAGCUUAUCAAUGUCAGUUACAAUGUGACUGAACGGGAGGCACGUCUUGCUCUGAGAGAGAAAACUGGACGCAGCCUGCUGUGGGGCCUGAUCAUCGACACAGGCGUUUACUUCCAAGGGUUCCGUAGUAAUUGGACUGAAUUCUUGACAAUGGGAAAAACUGUGGUACCACCAACACCUAAACCAACAGACUUUUUGUAGAAAUGUAAUCGGUAGUCUCUGUUGAUUGAAAAUAUAAUAUUGUGCAAUGUAAUGCUGCCAACAGCUUUUCCAGAGUAAUUUUUAUGGCUCUAAACAUUAUGGUCAAUGUCUUAACAAGGGUCAUGAUAUUUAACUACAAAUUAGUCAUAUGAGAGUUGGAAACUGUCUUUGUGGACCACAAGAUGGCAGUGUUGUUGUGUGCUACAUUUUUCAACAUCCAGUACAUCAUUACUCAGGUGCUGUGCAGUGGAGAAGACAGUUGGAUAAAGCAAGCCAUAUCACAAUAGAAUAGAGUAAAACAGAUGUGACCGUACACAGUUCUCCCUAAAUGCUGUGAUUUUAUGAUUAAAUCUGAAGUGUGUAAUUUCUGUGCCAGAAGCCUCUCUGAACGGAAUUGCAAAAAUAAUAAUUGUUUUCAGACUGUUUUCAAACUCUCCUUGUCUUCCAAUGGUUGGACAAACUAAUAUUCACAUCAUUGGUUGAGCCAAUGCUGUAUCAGGCUGGAUUGUAUGCUUAAACAAACAUAGCAUUGUCUUAAUCGCUCCACAGUGUUGUAUGUCCACAACAUACAGGUGAAACUCGAAAAAUUAGAAUAUCGUGCAAAAGUUCAUUAAUUUCAAUAAUUCAACUUAAAAGGUGAAACUAAUAUAUUAUAUAGACUCAUUAAAAGUAAGAU